AUGCCACAGGCAGCCACCGUUCCUUGCCAGUACCGCACCGGAAGGACGCUCGGCAGCGGAACAUAUGCCAUCGUCAAGGAGGCCGUACACAUCAAGACCGGGAAGUACUAUGCGUGCAAGGUCAUCAACAAGAAGCUCAUGGAGGGCCGAGAGUUCAUGGUCCGAAACGAGAUUGCAGUGUUGAAGAAAAUCUCCAGUGGACACCCACACAUAGUCACACUUCACGAUUACUUCGAGACUUCGAAUAACCUGUAUCUCUGCUUCGAUCUCUGCACUGGAGGAGAACUCUUUGACCGUAUAUGUGCAAAGGGUAACUACCAUGAACCGGAUGCUGCCGGACUCGUGCGGACGAUCAUGAACUCCGUGAAGUACAUUCACGAGGCCGGUAUCGUGCACAGAGACUUGAAACCCGAGAACCUGCUGUUCCGGACGCCUGCCGAGGACGCGGAUAUCAUGAUCGCUGACUUCGGUCUCAGUCGUGUUAUGGAUGAAGAGCGAUUCCACCUACUCACCGAGAUUUGUGGUACGCCUGGAUAUAUGGCUCCGGAGAUCUUCAAAAAAACUGGCCAUGGCAAGCCCGUCGAUAUUUGGGCCAUGGGCGUGAUCACUUAUUUCCUCCUUGCUGGUUACACUCCCUUCGAUCGCGAUACGCAACACCAGGAGAUGGAAGCCAUCAUCGCCGGCGACUAUAAGUUUGAGCCACAGGAAUACUGGGCGAACGUCUCCGACACCGCCAAAGACUUUGUCUCGGAAUGUCUCACUAUCGACCCACAAUCUCGGCCAAGCGCCGCCCAGAUGCUCCAACACCGUUGGCUCGCGGACUCCACGCCACACUUCGUGCCCGACCCGUCCAGCCCGCAUGGUGGGCCUUACGAUCUCUUGCCUCAGAUCCAGAAGAGGCUGGACGCGAAGACGAGGUUCAAGAGGGCGGUGUGGAGUAUAACGGCUAUGAAGCGCAUGUCGAUGUUGGUCAACUUGUCGCCUGUAGCUGCAGAACUCGGGAAGAACAUCGAUGUGUACAAGGAGGAGUCAGAAAAGGUACGCUUACCUCCUCCUCAAUGCACCUCCACUCAACUUCUCCCAUAUGCCACCGAAAUGAACCGAUAA
Molecule: messenger RNA, 1107 nt
Organism: Stereum hirsutum FP-91666 SS1
Lineage: Eukaryota; Fungi; Basidiomycota; Agaricomycetes; Russulales; Stereaceae
Product: Pkinase-domain-containing protein
Exons: 11
Coding region: 1-1107 (368 amino acids)
Biological process (GO): cellular response to oxidative stress; protein phosphorylation
Molecular function (GO): ATP binding; calmodulin binding; calcium/calmodulin-dependent protein kinase activity
Source: RefSeq, a predicted model, not a curated record